UUAUAAAAAGAACAAAAAAAAAUUAAUUCAAUUCAAGUCCACAAAAAUGGUUUCCUCUGACUGAAAACUUGCUCAGAUCGGUUCAUCUUCCAAGCGGAAGCGUCUCCUUCAAUCACUCGUAAGAAGCCUUCGUGACGGUCCACUCGUUCUUUCCCCUGAAUGAUUUUGAAUAGGAAGCUGAAGACAUGCAUUCCAAAUCUGACGUUUCUGAGGUUCAUCAUCACCAUACAUCAUCAAACGGGUCCAAGUCACCAUCUAACAGAGAUGAAAGUGGUAACAAGGAGGAGUCACUAGUCACAACGUCUCCCCAACAAUCAGGUGGAGAUAACAGUGAAAAAAGUCAAGAACCUGUGCAUCCUGGCACUACACCACCUCCUCCUCAUCCUCAACUUGUUAGCCAUGCAGUUGGAUGGACAUCCUCGAAUCUUUACCAGGAUCCAUAUUAUGCUGGAAUGAUGGGAGCCUAUCCCUUGGCUUAUGUUCCAUAUGGCGGGAUGCCCCAUUCAAGAAUGCAACUGCCUCCUGAGAUGGCACAAGAACCUGUUUACGUGAAUGCUAAACAGUACGAGGCAAUUAUGAGGCGAAGGCAGGCACGAGCCAAGGCAGAGCUAGAAAAGAAGCUUAUCAAAUCCAGAAAGCCUUACCUCCAUGAAUCUCGGCAUCAGCAUGCUAUGAGGAGGCCUAGGGGUACUGGAGGACGGUUUGCUAAGAAAUCAAACACCGAUGAUUCACGGAAAAAAGCUGGAGAAAAGAACAGUGCUUGUCCUACUCAGUCCCCAACAUCAUCUAACUCUGAUCAACCUGAAGCUUGGAGUGAUGAGUAUAGAACACAUCAGUCUGAAGAGAUGCAGAGCUCAGGUUAUAAGAGAAGGGAAGAAGCAGACUGUUUAGGGCAGCAAUGGAACAACAUUUCCUCAAACCAUCCUUCUCAAGCUCGUUUAGCCAUCAAGUGAUCUCUCUCUCGCAGGCAAAUCAUUCUUGGCUUUCUCUUUGCUGGCUUUAUAUGGUAGCAGCCAUUGAGGAGUUCUCUCAGUUUUCUUCUUUCUUGUUUUGUACAAAUACUAGUGUGCUUUUGUUAGAAUACUUCUUUGUCAGCACCCUUAAGGUUUAAUAAUGAGGCUUGAAGUUUUGAAUCCAAAACUAUGUGAUUAAUAACUAAACUCCACUGUGCUUAAAUGAAAAAGAAGAGAGUAAUUACAAAUCUUUCUUUAUUACAAUUAA
Molecule: messenger RNA, 1221 nt
Organism: Raphanus sativus (radish)
Lineage: Eukaryota; Viridiplantae; Streptophyta; Magnoliopsida; Brassicales; Brassicaceae
Product: nuclear transcription factor Y subunit A-9-like
Exons: 6
Coding region: 186-953 (255 amino acids)
Biological process (GO): regulation of transcription by RNA polymerase II
Cellular component (GO): CCAAT-binding factor complex
Molecular function (GO): RNA polymerase II cis-regulatory region sequence-specific DNA binding; DNA-binding transcription factor activity, RNA polymerase II-specific
Source: RefSeq, a predicted model, not a curated record